AUGUCUGACUGGGAUUCCGUUACUGUUAUUCGCAAGCGCAACGCUGAUCGCGCCAAGGUGUCUCGUAACGAGAGCGAUCUGAACGCAGCAAGAAGAGCUGGUGCUUCUAUCAACACCGAGAAGAAGACUAUUACCAACGCUGGCCAUGCCAACCGUGAUCAUCAACGUAUCGCCAAGCUCGAUCGUGAAAAUGAUGUUGCUCCUCCUCCCAAGGUGGAUGUCUCUGUGGGUCGUGUGAUUGCCAAGGCUCGUAUGGAAAAGAGCUUCACUCAAAAGGAUCUUGCUCAACGUAUCAACGAGAAGCCUCAAGUGGUGAACGAAUACGAGUCUGGUAAGGCCAUUCCCAACCAACAGGUCUUGGGUAAGCUCGAGCGUGCUUUGGGUGUCAAGCUUAGAGGCAAGAACAUUGGUGAGCCCUUGACUUUUGGCAAGAAGAAGUAA
Molecule: messenger RNA, 441 nt
Organism: Lichtheimia ornata
Lineage: Eukaryota; Fungi; Mucoromycota; Mucoromycetes; Mucorales; Lichtheimiaceae
Exons: 4
Coding region: 1-441 (146 amino acids)
Cellular component (GO): nucleus
Molecular function (GO): DNA binding
Source: RefSeq, a predicted model, not a curated record